Messenger RNA from Trichogramma pretiosum, 1581 nucleotides. RefSeq names its product NSFL1 cofactor p47. The record is from RefSeq and is a predicted model, not a curated record. Lineage: Eukaryota; Metazoa; Arthropoda; Insecta; Hymenoptera; Trichogrammatidae. Gene Ontology annotation, cellular component: nucleus; cytosol. Gene Ontology annotation, biological process: proteasome-mediated ubiquitin-dependent protein catabolic process; membrane fusion; autophagosome assembly. Gene Ontology annotation, molecular function: ubiquitin binding. The transcript is spliced from 5 exons. The coding region runs from base 177 to 1358 and encodes 393 amino acids.
AGCAACGAUGACAAUCGACUAAUUCGAGUGCAAUCACCUCGCGACUCGGCUGCCAACGAUUUUCAACUUUUGCUCUCGGAGUUUGCCGUGAUAAUUUCAAAAUAUAUACGCUCUCCGUUCUCAUCGGUUCAGUUGUUGAUUCAUUUGCGAGUGUCUCGUUAUUUUUACCUAUAAUCAUGGAUCAAAAUCGCGAGGAUAUGAUUGAAAGAUUCAAAGAUGUCACGGGGGUCGAUUCACAACGAGCCAAAUUUUUCCUCGAAUCUUCUGCCUGGUCAAUUGAUGUUGCCCUUGCGAGCUUUUUUGAAAAUGACAGCGAUGCGGCAUUUAAUAUGGAAGAACACGAUGAUCAGAGACCAGUUCUUCAAAAUUUGAGUGAAAUGGUUACUAAUGAACAAGUUAGACCACCCAUGGAACCAUUGGUGCAGGCAAAAGCAUCCAAGUCUAAACCAAAGAAAAAGGCAAAUUUUGGCACAAUAAGGGACUUCAAAGACAAUGCUAGCAGUUCGGAUGAAGAAGAAGGACAAGCAUUUUAUGCUGGGGGUUCUGACUCGAGUGGUCAACAAAUUUUGGGACCAGGUAAAAAAAAAGACAUCAUAUCAGACAUGUUCAAAGCGUGUAAGGAAGAACAAGGUGCUACGGCUGGAGAAUCAAGCAGACCCAGUGCUCAGAGCAGGCCUAGUACAUUUGGAGGGACAGGCUAUAAGUUGGGUAUGACUAGCAACGAUACAGAAGUUGUUGGAACACCAUCAUCUGACGAUCAAGCCUCGUCUUCUGGUGCUGUGUCUCUGAAGCUCUGGAAAAAUGGAUUUACUGUAAAUAAUAGGGAGCUUAGGAGAUACGAUGAUCCAGCCAAUCAAGAAUUUCUUGAUACAAUAAAACGGGGUGUAAUUCCUGAAGAAAUACGCUCUGAGGUAGCAGGUAGUGUGUUACAUUUAGAAAUGGAAGAUCAUAGGCUUGAGGAUUAUGCUCCACAAAAAGAUAAACUUAAGGCAUUUACUGGUAAAGGCCAUAUGCUUGGAAGUCCAUCUCCAGCCACUGUUGGAAUGACAUUACCUGUAGAUCCAGCCGAUCAAGCUGCUAAUGAGACAAUGGCAAGAACUCAACUCAAUCUUAAUACAGAUUUACCAGUUACAUCAUUACAAAUUAGAUUAGCUGACGGAAGUAAUGUGAGAGCUCAAUUUAAUUUGACACACACAAUUGCAGAUGUGAGAAACUACAUCGUAAAUAUGAGGCCUCAAUAUGCACUCAGACCUUUUACUUUGAAUACAACGUUUCCAACAAAAGAACUUUCGGAGGAAGGUAAAACUAUUGAAGAACUGAAUCUUCAAAAUUCUGCAAUCAUGCAAAGGCUGAAAUAAAUUAGCAAUUAUUUCUUUUUUCAAAUAUUGAAUUUGUUAGUGUCUAUGAAUUAACAAUUAGUAAAAAAUCUUGGAGUUUAAUUAAAAACAUUUUAUACUUUUAUUUUUCCAAAGAUUCAUAAUUUUGAAUGUUUGUAUAUUCUUAAUAGUGGUCAAGAGAAAAAAUAAUAAACGAUUGUAUUUCUUUAAUUUUAUGUACAAAUAUAAUUUUUCAUUAAGCAUA